Molecule: messenger RNA, 1917 nt
Organism: Frankliniella occidentalis (western flower thrips)
Lineage: Eukaryota; Metazoa; Arthropoda; Insecta; Thysanoptera; Thripidae
Product: gamma-aminobutyric acid receptor alpha-like
Exons: 10
Coding region: 46-1851 (601 amino acids)
Biological process (GO): nervous system process; signal transduction; monoatomic ion transmembrane transport
Cellular component (GO): membrane; neuron projection; synapse
Molecular function (GO): GABA-A receptor activity; extracellular ligand-gated monoatomic ion channel activity; neurotransmitter receptor activity
Source: RefSeq, a predicted model, not a curated record
CAUCCAGACGCCCCCGGGGCGAGUUGGGAUAGAGUCGGCCUGGGCAUGAAGUGCACCAGCGUGGUUCGACUGCUGGUGCUGGUGCUGGCGGCCACCGACUUUGGGGCGCUGCUGGCGCGCCACCACGCCGCUGUCCCCGGGCCGCCCGCGGAGGGCGGGCACCUCGGCGGGCACCUCGGCCGGGCGGAGCGCGGGCGCGGGGCGGAUGAGGAGCUGCCCUCUCAGGACCGGCCGGCGCCGCGCGCCCAGGACCACGUCGGCCAGCCUGGCCCACGGCUGCGCCGCGGCGGCCGCCGCCUGGGCCGGGGGCGCGGCAGGGCGCGGGGGAGGGGCGCCAAGCGGGCGCGCCAGCGUCUCAGCCGCAACAUCACCCUCGUGCUCGAGAACCUCCUGAAGAACUACGAGAACAGCAGGCCGCCCAGGACGGGGAACGGGCAACCCGCCGUGGUCAGAACCAACAUACUUAUACGCAGCAUGGGACCAGUGUCUGAACUGGGCAUGGACUACUCUAUGGACUGCUACUUCCGGCAGUAUUGGCGCGACGCCCGCCUCAGUUUCAAGGGCCCCAUCAAGAGCCUCUCGUUGUCCAUCAAGAUGCUGGAGCGCAUAUGGCGCCCCGACACCUACUUCUACAACGGCAAACAGUCCUACGUACACACCAUCACCGUGCCCAACAAGCUGCUCCGCCUGUCGAGCAACGGCGACAUCAUCUACUCGAUGCGGUCAGUAUAUAGGGUGUCCCACUGCCCCCAAAACUGUUUAUUAUUUUUUAAGGUGACGCACUGCGUUUUCUGCACGCGUGUGGACGGGUUGCCUACUCGCUCAGGGCCUUGCCUCACCAUCAAGGCUACGUGCCCGAUGGAACUGCGGAACUUCCCCAUGGACACGCAGUCCUGCCCGCUCAUCAUAGGCAGCUACGCGUACCCCCUGCACAGCGUGGUGUACGAGUGGCUUGGGGGCCCUGGCGGGGUGAGCGUGGACUUCGUCCCGGGGAUGGCGCUGAGCCAGUUCGACCUGAUGGCCGCGCCACACCGGAACUUCACCAUCAGCCGAAGGGACGGGAACUUCUCCAUCCUGCAAGUGAACUUCAACUUGCGGCGGAACACGGGGUACUUCCUCAUCCAGGUGUACGUGCCGUGCAUCCUAAUCGUCGUCCUGUCCUGGGUGUCGUUCUGGAUCCACCGCGAGGCGACCAGUGACAGGGUUGGCCUCGGUAUCACGACGGUGCUGACGCUCUCCACCAUCAGCCUAGACUCGCGCAAGGACCUGCCCAAGGUGCGGCACGCCACGGCGCUUGACUGGUUCCUGCUCAUGAGCUUCCUCUACUGCAUCGCCACGCUGCUGCAGUUUGCGGCCGUCCACUACUUCACCAAGGUGGGCAGCGGGGAGAUCUACGUGGACGAGGAGGAGCAGGAGGACGGCAGUUCGGCCCGGACCGCGUCGAGGGGCCUGUCCAGAGCUCCCCGCAGGGCGGCGGCUGCGCUCGGCCCGGCCAUCGCCUCCGCGCUCGGACCCGCGCUCAGCGGCGCGGGACCCUCGUCCCGCCACCAGCGCAGGGCUCUGGCAUUCACCAGCUCCAGUAGCUCCAGGUCGCCGCCGGUGGCCCGGCCCGUGGCGCGCUGGCGGCAGGCCGCACUCUGCCUCGCCGGCGACGAGUCCUUCCGACGGCAACGCGAGCGGGUCGCGCUCCAGGAGCACCACCACAUCAACAGCGUGUCCGGGAUAGACCGGGCGGCGCGCGUCCUGUUCCCAGCCUCCUUCAUCUUCCUCAACCUCGCGUACUGGGUGGCCUACGCUGAGCGCGACUUCAGCCAGGGAGACGCGACGGCCGUGCUCUACCUCGACCACUAGGCGAGAGGGUGGUAAGGACCAGCAAUUAAGAGUUGUGGUCAAUAAAUCAGUGGCCAGAAAAUGUCA